Messenger RNA from Kwoniella mangroviensis CBS 8507, 5355 nucleotides. RefSeq lists its product as uncharacterized. The coding region runs from base 1 to 5355 and encodes 1784 amino acids. Gene Ontology annotation, biological process: positive regulation of pseudohyphal growth by positive regulation of transcription from RNA polymerase II promoter; chromatin remodeling. Lineage: Eukaryota; Fungi; Basidiomycota; Tremellomycetes; Tremellales; Cryptococcaceae. Gene Ontology annotation, molecular function: transcription coregulator activity. The record is from RefSeq and is a predicted model, not a curated record. The transcript is spliced from 7 exons. Gene Ontology annotation, cellular component: nuclear chromosome; nucleus.
AUGUCAACUCCUAAUGCAGGCAAUACUGCCUCUCCUGCCCCGAACAACCUCGGCUACCCGUUCAUCUCGAAUCCUGAUCCACAAGCCGGCGGGAUGAACUUUCAGCCUCAACAGUACAUGUCCAACAUGGACAUGUCCACUGCAUCUCCUGUACCUGGUGCAUCCGGUGGCCAGGGUGAUCCUGGACCUUCAUCGAUGGCUCAACAACAACAACAAGGUCAAUUCCGACCUCAAUUCUCUCAAGGCGGAGUGACACCUCAACAGAUGGUGAUGCUUCAGCAAUUCUCUCAGGCUGCCCAAAGUCAAGGUCCUCAAGGUCAGGCAGGCCAACCUCGCCAGUUCACUCCCCAACAGUUGCAGAUGGCUAUGGCUUCUAUGCAAGCGCAGCAAGGUGGAAAUGUCAAUCCUCAAGCGCUGAUGGCAGCGAUGAGAGCCAGUCAGCAAGCUCAGCUAGGGCAAAUACCUCAACAAGGUCAACAGCAGCAGCAGCAACAACCACGACCCCCAAACCAACAGAUGAAUAACUACGGUAAUGUUCCUCAGCAAAAUGUCGGUACACCCGGUCAGCAGAACGUCAACCCGGCUCAAAUUGCUUUCCAGCAGCAACAGCGAAUACAGCAGAUGAUGCAAGCUCGUCCGAAUUCCGGUUCACCCGUUCGUCCUCAUCAGCAAAUCAAUUCUAUGCCUCCUCCGCCGAUCCCGAAUUCGCAACAACAACAGCAAGGUAGCUUUGCUUCCCCACAAAACGCUGGCCCUCCUCAACCAAUGAACAGCAACCCACAGGGUGGAUUCCAUCUUACUCAGCAGCAGAGGGAUUUCCUGACUAGUCAGCGCAACGCGUUGUUCAACAAUCCUCAAUUCCUUGCUAUGACGCCUCAGCAACAACAGACAGUCAUCGUUGGUCAGCAGCAGCAGCUAAUCAGAAACAUGACAGCAGGUCAGAUGCCACCUCCGGGUCAACAGCCGAAUCAAGCGCAACAGCAGCAACCUCCACAACAAGCUCAAACACCUACCAAUCGACCUACAUCAGCUCAUGGCACUCCUGGAUCGGGUCAAAGUCCGAGUAUAGCUCGUCAGCCGACACCUCAGCAGAUGGGCACACCUCAAGCCCAGCAAGUGCAAACUCCCCAAUCGUCUCAUGUCCAGACUCCUCAACAGCCCAUGUCAAGUCUACCUCAACAUUUGGCACCACCUCGUCCAGCGUCAGCGGCGUCCCAACGAGCUCCAUCACCCCAUCAAGGUAUGCAAGGUAUGCCCGCAUCGCCUGCAAUGAUGCAGCAGCCAGGUAGCACCCCUCCGCCAUCGAGCGCCAUGUAUCCUUCCGGUGGGCAGCAGAUGAACGCUCCUUCGCCUACUCCGUCCAAUGUUUCUCAUCAUAGUCAACAUCAGACUCCUGCCCACACACACAUGCAACCUCCACCUCAUUCGGUCUCACCUGUUCACGCUCGUUCACAAACACCCGUUCAACCUCAACAAGUUGGCACCCCUCAGUCAGCUCAGUCUAACAACCCAGUCACUGUGAAUGGAAUGUAUCAAGGGAAUCAGCAGUUCCAACAACAGCAGUUUCAACAAAGCAUGGGUACCCCUCAACAAGGUUCUCGACCGUAUCCGCAGGCGUUUCCUGGAGUCACCCAAGCUGGUCCUUCGAAUUCUCCUGCACAGCAAGGGGGCUUCCCCGUCCAGCCGAUUGUGCCAACAUUGCAAAAUCUCACACCUGCCCAGCAGCAGCAGAUGGCUUCUGCGAUGAGCUUCAUUAGUCAAGCUGCGCAAGCUCAGCAAGCUCAGCAGCCUCCAGGGCAUGGUACUACUCAGCAACAAGUCAGACCGAUUCAACCUCCUCAACCGAUGACACCCGCUAGACCACCCGCUGGGAUACAUGUUCCUAACAUCAACACCUCAGAUUUCCCCUUUGAUGCCAGACUGCUACCUCACAUCCAGCAUCUGAAUGAUGAGAAAUGGAGAGCGAAUGCGAACCCCCAAUUGAUAGCUGCUGUUCAGGCUGCUGCCGCGAUAGUCCCUACUCUUCGUCACGACAUCAUACAGCGAAUGCAGAACGUCCUCUUCCACUCAGCGAGGAUACAAGCUGCUCAAGCUGUUCGGCCACCUCCACCCGGACAGCAGCCUCAACAAGGUGAUCAAAGUGGGGUUCCAGGAUUCUCACCCACGACAGGUCAAGCAGGAACUCCCGGGGCGAUACCACCUAACCAACAACAGAGGAUAUGGCAAGCUCAGCAGAAUGCUCAAGCACAGGGAUCACCAGCCUCCGUCAAUAGUGCUAGUCCUGCCAUCCGCCCUCCACCACCUCAUCUCCCUCCUGUAUCUAAUAUGCCGGGCUCUCCUUCACCUCGUAUUUCGUCCUUAGAUCGGCGCUCUUCUGGUUCAGGAAAGGACAAAUUGAUCAAAGGGGAGAAAACACCUCAACAAGCUUCGAUGCCGCCGCCCAGUUUCAUUCCUUCUCAACCUGUCGGAUCAUCCAGACCUUCGCAUGCUACCCCCGAAGCGUCUAUACCUCCACCUCAACCUAGUGCAACACUACACGGAGGUCAUCCUCAGAGCAUCAAAGUUGGAAGAAAUUCUUUACCAGUGAAGGAAUGGGAGAUCGCCCUGAGGGUCGAUCUACCCAUAACGAAAAUCACAGCUUUGCCCGUCAACGAUAUCGAGGAAUCAGAAGACCCCACUUUCAAAGGUGCUUUACCGCCUAUGGAUGAAUUUGAGAAGCUCCAGGUGAAACAGUGGUUAGAGAAGGACAAAGAGUUUGUCGCGACCGAAAGGGAGCAACUUCCGAAGAGGAACGCGAAGAUGAAGAAAUGGGCUGAAGAAAGUGAUAAAGCUACUCCUUGGUGGAUGUUACGCAAAGGCGAAAUGAGAGCUAAACCCAGUCAGAGGUUAAGGAUCGUUUGGCCUAAUCAAAAUGAUCAAGAAAGAAUGACUAGGACGCACAGGAACAGGACAUUGAUAAAAUUUUCUCCUGCUCAAUUGAAGUCGAUGGCCGAAGUGGAAGAUCAUAUAGUCCCUGUGAGAUUGGAUUUGGAACAUGACAAUUUCAGAUUGAAAGAUACUUUCAUGUGGAACGUUUCUGACAAAGUCGUUACACCUGAAUUAUUCGCUCAAUCUCUAUGCGACGAUUUCCAAGUGCCCCAUCAGCAUUUCGCAUCUAGAAUCGUAGCUGCCAUUCAAGAGAGAGUGCAGGAAUAUCAAGCCCACGUCUUACCUAUCGCUCAACGUAAAUCCAAAGAAGAUAAUAGAGGUAAACUUGAUCCGGAGGGAGACGCCGAUUCCAAAGCCAUGGUUGACAUUUUCCGAAGGAUAAGGGAAGGUAGCGCGAUUGAGGAAGAGAUCAAAACCGAUCCAGGAGAGGAACACAAUGAUCAUCACAUCAAGAUCGUUUCAUUCGAUCAUGUUGAUGGUAAUGCAGAUGAAGAAAUUCUUAUCAAUGUUCAUGGUGACGAGGCAGAUGGUGCUGUAAAGGCGGAGGUGAAGGUGGAAGUGAUAGGUGAAGAACGUCCGAUGACGGUCGAAGAAGCUAUGCAGAAUCUGCCUACGGAGGAGACUGAGGAACUGAGGAUUCUCAUCAAGGUCGAUAUAAUCAUCGGUACUCAGAACCUAUCAGAUAGCUUUGAAUGGGACCUCAACUCGACUGUCACCCCCGAAGAAUUCGCUGCUUCCUAUGUCACCGAAUUGGGUCUGAGCAAAGAGUUCGCCACUGCACUGGCGCAUGAUAUCCACGAGCAAAUCAUGGUUCACAAGCGAUCCCUUUUCCUCGUUGGUCAUACCUUUGGCUCUGGACUUGUUCUCGAUGACGAAAUGAGGCUCGCUUUCUUGCCCCCAGUCACUACCUCUCUCCGAAAAGAAGAUGUAGCGAUGUCAUCGUACACACCCAUAUUCAACGAGUUACGAGAAGAUCAACUUGCUCUGCUCGAAGCUCAGCGAGAGAAGGAAUCGAAGAGGAAGAAGCGAGCUGGAAGAGCUCGUCGAGGAGUGGUUUUACCUGAUCGAGACCCAAUCAAGACCCAACGAUCUUUGCUCAACCCAUUGGGACCGAAUGGAUUACCUGUAUUCUCAGCACCGGAGUUAAUAGCCAGUACGAAAGAUUCAGCACCAAUGCAUCGUCGACGUGGUGCUGCUAUUGCUGCAGAGGCGAACAUGGCUUUGAUAGCUCAAGAUCUACCCAUCACCGGACCACCUUCACCUGCUCAUUCGCAUAGUACCAAUCACCAUCCACACCAUCAUGGACCUACAAUCUCAGCUAGAGGUAAGAGGAUCGGUCGACCGCCCAAAAACUUGUCUAGAGGAAGUCCAGCUAGUUUCUCAACUGGUCGAGAAAGCUCGAUCCUCCCUGAUCAGCAGAUGUUGGCUACCCCGUCGCUAUCCCAUAUCGGAAUCAAGAGAUCGUUCAGGGAAGAUUCGAUUGAUGAUCUUGCAGCGACGGCGAAUGGUAGUCCGGCAUUCAGUAGGAAAAGGGUCAAUCAUUCGAGAAUACCUGAUUCGCCGCCUUCACCUGAUAUCGAAUUCCAAUCCCAAUCCCAAUCGCACACUCAAACUCCUCUGAAGCAGGACAACAACGGUAUAUCCUUGUCCUCGAUUCAAGAAGAAAAGAAAGUCAAUAUGACCAAUAACGGAGAUGAUUCGGUACCAUGGCGUUGCAGGAACUGCGGUGUUCCUGAACAUCUCAGUAAUGGGAAAGGAAAGGACAAGAACGGGGAAAAGACUUUAUGUGGUAAUUGCUCUCGAUAUCUAUUCCGAGUAGGUAAACAUCGACCUUGUGAGUAUACGACCGACGAGUCAUAUCAUCUAUCCAAGAUCAAGACGGAUCGACCUACUUCCAACUCGGCCACCCCGACUACGACAUUCAAACCUGCCCUCAACCGUAACUCCGAUUCGGAAAGUAGUGAUAGUGAAUCUUCCUCGGAUGACGAUGAGUCCGAUUCAACAUUUGCUAGCUCCUCCGGAGGAGGUACUACUAAGAAAGAGAAGUCUGGCAGAGGUAGGAAGAAGAUCAAAGAGACGGCUGGGAUGGAUACUCCUGUCAAACCUCCUGCUGCACCUGCUGGAAGAACACCGACUGUUGGGAUAUCGCCCUCGUCGGGAAAGAAACCGGUUGCCGAGAUGCCAUCAUGGGCUUCAAGAGCAUUAUCUGAAAUGCGAUCUAAAUAUCCCCGAGACGAUUUCGUCAUGGUUCAAAAACCUCGUCCGGCGGACUUUCAAGGUCCUAUCGAAUGGAGAGCUAAAUGCAUGGACUGUCCAGGUAAAAUAUACGCUCUAGGUCCUGGAGAUACACUACAGAAUUUCGAAGUUCACCUGAAGAACAGAGCACAUAUUGCCAAUCGACUAACGAGAGAAGGGAAGUCGCAUUAA